Dentiscutata heterogama is the source of this 726-nucleotide messenger RNA. NCBI's taxonomy places the organism in Eukaryota, Fungi, Glomeromycota, Glomeromycetes, Diversisporales, Gigasporaceae. The record is from the annotation of a GenBank genome assembly.
AUGCCCCUCUUCCACAGAAAAUUAUCUCCAAAUUUACUCAACGAGAAAAUGUCACUUGUAAAUAAUAUUGAUUGCAUAGAUAAUAAUUUUGGUUUAGAAAAUAGAUCUUUAACUUGUAGUUUUAGCGAACUUCCUCAUUGGCUGCAAGACAAUGUUGAUAUUCUUACAGGCUACCGGCGACCAACUUAUUCAUAUAUCAAAUGCAUGCGAUCUUUAUUUUAUCUUCAUAACGAAAGUGUUAAUAUCUGGUCUCAUCUUGUUGGCGCAGUUAUAUUCAUAAUUAUUUUAAUUACAACAUAUUUCUCUUUAUCGACUUAUUCUUCAAUAACACCUUGGGAUUUCGUAGUUCAAUAUAGCUUUUUAGUUGGUGUGUUACUCUGCCUAACUUUUUCAGCAUUAUUUCAUUCUUUUAUGUGUCAUUCUGAAAUGGUAAUUAAUAUUUCUGUAGCUAUUCCUGCUCGAUUUCGAACACCUGAAUUUCGAUGGUUUCGCACUACGCUAUUUAUUGCAUUAGGUGCUAGCGUAGUAAUACCGAUCUUUCACGCACUUAUACUCUAUGGGAAGCUUUCUCCUGGAACAUUUGAUAUAUGGGGAUCUUCCCAUCAAAUUUUUCACUUCUUUGUUGUUUUUGCAUGUCUUACUAAUUAUCAUGGACUAAUUAGUGCAAUGUCAUACUGGCAUGAACAUAAUUACGAUUGCAAACUGGAUAUUAGAUCAUUGAUCUAA